This is a messenger RNA of Phycomyces blakesleeanus NRRL 1555(-), 453 nucleotides long. RefSeq lists its product as hypothetical. The transcript has 5 exons. The record is from RefSeq and is a predicted model, not a curated record. Lineage: Eukaryota; Fungi; Mucoromycota; Mucoromycetes; Mucorales; Phycomycetaceae. Bases 1 to 453 code for a protein of 150 amino acids.
AUGAGCCUGCCUAAUGUCAAGUACAUCAUUAAGAGAAUAGUUAAAAUAAAAUCUUCAGACCCAAGAAAGCGGCUUGUAGGACCUAGAAAGAUUAGGGCCAAAGCUAUCAGAAGAGUUGACGAGAUGUAUAAAAAAGAGAAUAUAAUCGAGGGAACCAAGUUUGGGGGAAUGGUGGUGUGUGAGGUAUUCGGUAUUGUUAUUGGGGAGCGAUGUCCUUGGAAUGCAAAUAUAUACAGAUAUGCGAAUAUAUUUAGAGAGCCAUACAGGGCAGCUAUACUAGUAAUUGUAAUUGUAAUGACAAUGAUAUUGAUAAUGAUAAUGAUAAUGAUAAUGAUAAUGAUAAUGAUAAUCUUCUGGUGUACUAAGAGCAAAUUAGAGCCAAAAAAUAAUGCGAAUACGAUUGAGAAUGAGGAUGAGGCAAUAUUGCGUGGAUCAAUUGCAUGUCUAUUUUAG